Molecule: messenger RNA, 750 nt
Organism: Brassica napus (rape)
Lineage: Eukaryota; Viridiplantae; Streptophyta; Magnoliopsida; Brassicales; Brassicaceae
Exons: 1
Coding region: 335-640 (101 amino acids)
Cellular component (GO): chloroplast
Source: RefSeq, a predicted model, not a curated record
UUCUUGUCAAAGGUGAUAAAAAAUUGGCGACAAUAGUAUGCAAAUACCACGUGGCGCCUCCACAUUUUUUACUUUUCAAUUUGAAUGAAUCAUCAUACUAGUAAUCAACAUGACAACAUCUCAUCAUAUCAAGUUAUCAACACAUAAAAUGCAUGCAUGUAAGGGAAAAAGAAAGGAUAAGAUACUUGUGGAGAGCACAUGUCAAUAAGAUCCAACGGCUCAUAUUCACCGACAAUCCAAUCCCUUUGCAAAACAUGAGCCACACGAAAAUUAAAACACAUAACACAAAGAAGCAGAAGAGAUACCAAGCAGAACAGAACAGAAGACAACAAGAAUGGCUUCCUCGAUACUAAUGUCCUUUGCUCCGGCCACCGUAAGAUGCUUCGCCACGGGGGCUAAGGGAACCACCAACACCACCACCACGAAAGAAGAGAAAAGUAUCAUUGACUUCGUUCUUGGCAGUUUGACCAAGCAAGAUCAGUUUUACGAGACUGAUCCUCUCCUCAAGAAGGUGGACGAUAAAGAAGGAACCACCGGAGGCAACGGUGGCCGUAAAACGGUUUCAGGUGGCAAGAACUCGCUGGCAGUGCCACAGAAGGAGAACGGUGGUGGCUUCGGUGGUCUCUUUGCCAAGAAAUGAGAAAAAAUAGUAAAAAUGUGUGUAAUCUAUGUACUCUGCAUUUUAAAAGUCUAAUUGUUGACUCCUUGUACGUCAAUAUCAUCAUAAAAAAAGCUUCAUGUUCUUGAAAA